Molecule: messenger RNA, 609 nt
Organism: Penicillium chermesinum
Lineage: Eukaryota; Fungi; Ascomycota; Eurotiomycetes; Eurotiales; Aspergillaceae
Product: nucleic acid/nucleotide deaminase domain-containing protein
Exons: 1
Coding region: 1-609 (202 amino acids)
Source: RefSeq, a predicted model, not a curated record
AUGUUCAGGGAAGGUUCAAAAGAGCGGGACAAAUUUGAGGAGGGCCUUAUUCACCUAGAUUCCAUACAGGGCAUCUUUAAAAAGUUCUUGCGUUGUUACAGCCAGUCUGAGACUUCUGUACAUGCUGAGGUUGCAGUCCUUGAGCAUUUCCAUCGAGCAGAACGGGACUUCGCAGGGAAUGAUCACUUCAUUGCCUGUAGUAAGCCGGCGUGUCUGUGCUGUGAACUCUACUUCAGACACCAUCCUGCUCGUAUGGUGAGGCCGUCAUCGCACAAAAAGUUAUGGCCAAAGUGGAGUCCCCCAUAUGAGAGGGAGCCACCUACCGAGUCUGUGGCAAGACAGCAAAGGAUGAUCCUGAGUAAGAUGACCCAAGAUCUCCGUGAAGAGCUUAUCAAUCAAGUGCUUCAAAAGACCCGAAAAAGUCGUUGGCAUCCAGACUCGAGGUCGUGCCUCACAGACUUGCAGAGUAGGGAUAUUUCAUUUUUGUUUGAAGAUUCAGAGUCGGCAUCAAUGAGCUGCCUUGAGGAGGAUCGCAGCUCGAAGGAAAGUGACAGCUCGGAGGAGAAUGAAGGAUCAGAUUCCGACGAUGGCGGCAUCUUAAUCUGUUAG